Molecule: messenger RNA, 935 nt
Organism: Meira miltonrushii
Lineage: Eukaryota; Fungi; Basidiomycota; Exobasidiomycetes; Exobasidiales; Brachybasidiaceae
Exons: 1
Coding region: 420-893 (157 amino acids)
Source: RefSeq, a predicted model, not a curated record
GUAGAAGGCUGGUCGUGCCACAAUCGUUCACAGCAACUAUUAUGUUCCUGCGUCCCGAUUUGAGUGGUCCAUAGAUGGUGAUGAGUAGGUUCUGCUGUCCGCCGCGUUGUGCAUGACGGCCUUUUGUCCUUCUUGGCACUUGACAGCCGGUCGGAAGGUGUACGAAGAGGGUCGAGAUGAAGUCCAGUAGCCUAAUGAAUCGAUGGCUUAUCCUCUCUAUGGAGCUGAUCUGUGAGAUGAUGGCACCAUCUUGAACCUGUGCAUGUGCCUGCUAUUCUCAUGGCUCCCCUUUCCAUAACUCUCAUCAUUCCUCUUUCUCUGCUGUUCUGCCAUCUUCCAUACCCUUUGUUCUUCCUCAUCCAAUUGAUCCAGAUCUUGCGUUGGAAGUGAAAUGGAUAUACGUUCAGAUAGAUCUGCAAAUGCGAAUGCUCUCCGUAAACUUGUAUGUCCCACGUCCAUCACAGGUAAUUGGUAUUCCCCGUAUUCAUCAUCUCAGCACUGCGAGAGCUGGUGAUACUGUCACCAUUGUUUAUUUCUACCUUUUCGAAGCCCUCUUAUGUAGUUCACCUCUAUUUGAGAGAACAGGUGUGAUCAUUCCUCCUGAUAGAUUGUCCGCACUUCCACUCAUCUUCAUCUCCUUUCGCAUAUGGUCACAGCAACAUCGUAUACAGCCAAAAAGAACAAAUGACGACAAGUGUGGUGACCGAUGCGAUAUACAAGUCAAGGAUCAACAGCGCAUUGGAUCUGGGCUUGAUCAGCAAUGCAUCCCUUAUCUCAAGAGCAAAACGAGCAAUCGAAACGAGACUCGAUCAACUAUCGAAUGCCAACUUUACACUUCGGCCUUUUGGUGUCCAACUUUACCACAGCUAGUGACAAUGCAAUCUGUGUAUUGAUAGGAUCCGGAGUAUCAUCAAGUAGUUCUGGCAGUCUUUGCU